UUAUGUCUUCUCUAUUUACUACCGUAAUGGGAACUGGUGAGGACUGCAAGCCGCGAGAUAGAGGAGACAUAAGUUCUCUUGAUCACAUGACUCUCACUUCAAAGUACAAGAAGUAACAACCCCGCGUCACGGGAUAUCAACACGUAGACAUCCUACGUUAUUAAGGAACGUGGUACUCUGUUUCUUCAUGCAAAAUUUAUAAAACUUUAUGCUUCAGUUUCUUCGGAUAGUUCGUUUUUGAUAUUAAUUUUCAUUUCGUGCCGGUGAGUUCAGCUCCCCAAGAGUAGCUUUGUAUGCAUAUUUUAAUGAAACUUGAUGUUACCAUAUAUUUUAGGUUGGUUAAGAUCAAUGCGAGGACCGUAGCCGACAAAAAUAGGUUCACAAUGGCAAUUGGUAAUUGAGAUCCUCCUCAAAACAAAGGAUAAGAUUUGUAAAUAACCCGCGCCUUGCGUAAAAUAUUUGUAAAUAACCCGAGGACCUAGCACUAGGUGUGAUUGAGAUCCUCCUCAAAACAAAGGAUAAGACUCCCGUAAUGGGAACAGGUGAGGACCGCAAGCCGCGAUUUAGCAAAAAAAAUAAAUUUUCUUGAUCACAUGACUCUCACUUCAAACUACAAGAAGUAAAAACCCCGCGUAACGGAAUAUCAACACAAAGACAUCCUACGUUCAGUAAGGAUCCUGGGACUCUGUUUCUUAAAUCAAUUAUAUAUUAAUUUUCAUUUGGUGCCGGUGAGUUCAGCUCCGAAGAGUAGCUUUGUAUGCAUAUUUUAAUGAAACUUGAUGUUAACAUAUAUUUUAGGUUGGUUAAGAUCAAUGCGGUUUCGGAAAUUAUUAGUCGAACGCAUAUGCAUAUGUGGUGUGAUUGAGAUCCUCCUCAAAACAAAGGAUAUGAUUAUUAUGUAUUAUAUGUAGUGUACCUAGAUAUUACAUACGAUUUCGUUAUUCUUGGUUAGAUACACUUUCGAGCUUGACAAUCAAAUUAUCGUAAUGUACAUGCAAUGGAAUUCACAUGCAGAUAUGUCUCAUGCAAAAAUGAAUAGUUACAUAUUAAACUCUAUGGCAUAAGAGUAUAUAGAUAUGGCGUUAGACUAUAUAGAUUGUGUUCGUUUUGUCCCAUCAAUUAAUAACGUAACGAAAUUUUGGUAAUGUUUUGAUUUAUGUUAAAUGUCAAUUUUCAUUAUAUAUUAAAAUCUAACAGACCCAAGUUUUAUAGAAAGUUUGUUAUAUUGCUUGGUCCGGAAGUGUAUUUUGAGUCGUAUUAAAUUUAGUAUAUUUUCACAUUUACAAUAAGAGAGUCUUCUUUCCUUAUUUAUUAAGGGUACGUAUAUUCUAACCUAAUCUUAAUACGAUACUAAAUAUAUUAACCCUCGCCUCUAUUAGUCUCCAUCCCAAGAAAAAAAUAAAAAGUACGUUAGACGUUAAGAUGGCUACUAAUUGUGACAACGUUAUCGACUUGAGUCCUGCGAAAACUACAUGGAAAAUCAAGGUCAAGAUUAUUCGUCUAUGGAGACAAUACUCUGCAGGCGAUAUUGACAGUAUUGAGAUGGUGUUAAUUGAUUCAAAUGUAAGUUGUUUUGGUAUUACGAUUCAAUUUUAUAUGUCCAUUGUUAUUAUGCAACCUUUAUUUAAGUGUAUUGGUGUUUAUAUGGUUAUAAUUAUACGAAUGACAGGGGGAUACGAUUCAAGCAACUCUGAAUGAGGUUCUGGUUCCGAUCUUUGAACCUUUUCUCGAACAAGAUGAUUCGAAGAUACUCAUCAUUUUUUCGCUGACUCCAGCAUGUGGCUCCUAUCGAUUAACCAAGCAUCCUUACAAAAUUUCGUUCAUAGCCACCACUCGGAUUCGACUUUGUGACGAUUUGCCGUACAGAUUGACUGGUUUCACCCCUGUUAAUUUUCGGGAAAUCUUAGACGGAACUCUCAGUCCUGAAUACUUGAUCGGUAAGUCUAAACCUAUAUUUUGACUGACCAUUAACCGUUAUAACAAAGAUACUUACUUUUUUUCUUAUUUUGUAGAUAUUAUGGGUCAGAUUGUAGAGGUAUCUCAUGUUGAAAUCGUAUCUCUCAAUGGGAAGGACACGGAAAAGAUUUCAUUACUCUUAAAAAAUGAAGCGUGAGUAAAACAAAAUUUAAGAUAGUUUCGUUUAUAUUUAUUAACGAUAUACUAUUAAAUCUUUUUUACUUAACAUGCUCACCACAAUAACUUUUAUAUUUUCUUACUCAGAGAUGUUAGGCUGCCAUUGGUUGUAUGGGGAAAGGUUGCACUGGAUCUAAGCGAAGCAAUUCAACUUCUAUCUGAUAGAACUCUCAUUUGUGUUAUGAAGUUUGGGAAAAUCAAAGUAUGGAAAGGUAAUUAUUUUAUUUUCACCUGGAUUCUUAUUUUAACCAUCCUUAUACAUAUGAUAUUUUUAUACGUGGAAUACAUGUUCUUACAAGAUGAGCGAAGCGUAUGCAAUGCAUAAAAUGUGUCUGCCGUGUCCCUUAAUCCGUUUAUUGACGAGGUUGAAGCUUUUGCCAAAUUGUAAGUUUGGAAACAUUGUAUCUAAAUAUUGGAGUUGUAUUUGUUUUGAAAAUCUUUUAUCAGUACUGAUUUUCAUAAUAUGAUUAGGUUACCAAAGGAGAAUAUAUCUUUGGCAAUUGUGCAGUCUAAACCACUUUCCAUGGUGUCAAUGAUAUCAGAGGAAGAAGACUACUUCGUGAAAACGCCACAGAAAACAAUAUCUGAUAUUUUGGAGACAAGAAAGGUUUAAGUGUUUUCAAUAAUGGUUGCACCAAAGAUUUGAAUGAAGAAAUCACACCACGUUUAUAUAUAUAUAUAUAUAUCGUCUUUAUUUUUUUUUAGGUUGAGAGGUGCUAUGUGAGGUGCCCUAUAGCUGCAAUUGAAAAUGAUAUGGGUUGGUACUAUAUUACUUGCAAAGUGUGUGGUACAAAGCUAGAUAUGUUGCAUAAUAACUUUCACCCAGGAGGAACCUAUGAACUGGAUGUUCGUUGUAUGCUAUACUGUACUAAGUGCAAAAUGCUUAAUCCUAAGCUCAAGCUAAGGUACUAAUAUAUACUCGAGUUCCUUUUUCUUGAUUAGCAACAAUUGUAUUAAUUCUAUUUACAUGUAAUUGUAUAUUUACGUAUGCUAGGUACAAGUUGCAUUUGGUAGUAUUAGAUAAUACAGGCCACACCAAGUUGUUGGUUUUAGAUAAUAUUGCCCUUCAAUUGCUCCAUCAGCCUUGCUUUAAUCCAACGACACAUAUCACAAGUGAAGUAUGGCCUCUAAUUCUAUUUUUAUAGUAAUGUGAUGAGGAUUUUAAUUUUGAGGAGGUCGUAUUACUAACUGAUUGUGUUUUUUUUGUAGAUCAUGGAACCCAAUGUUUUGCGCAGCGCUCUGAAGAAUUUAGUUGGUAAAACGUAUUUGUUUAAGAUCAUUAUAGAUACUACCAAUUAUCAGUGCGAGGACGACACGUUCAAGGUUCAGAAGAUUAUCACCAGCCCAUAUAUGCUAAACGAGUUUGACGUGUCCUCAUAUCCUAAGGGAGGUUCGAAUACGUUUUACCCUGAUUUUUCUCAUCGGUUCGAAGAGCAAGAGGGUGGUGUGCUGGUAACCGAAAGUUCUUCUGUUGACUCUCCACCUAAUGUGAAGCCUCCUGUUAAACGUGAAGGAUCCCCAAUCGAAAAAAUAGAGCCAGCCUUUUACCAGAUUUCUGCUAACAAUCAAUCUCCAUUGGUAACUAUCAAGAAAGCGAAGACUGAAAAAAGUGGCUGAAGAGUUAUAUGAUGCGUGUCUUUAUCCGGAAAAGAGUCAUUUGAUUUUUCUUAUUAGUUUUUUUUUGUGUUUGAUUCAUAAACUUAAGAUUUUGUGUUUUCGUUUAUCUAUUUUUUUGUCUGCAGCGUUUUAUGUACUGUUCUUUUAUUUGUUGUUACAUUUAUAUAAAGGCUCUUUUCUUAAUCUUUUAAUGGUAUAUUUUGUACUUUUUUAUACAAUGAGAUACUAAAUUAUGUUAACCAAAAAUAUAAAAAUAUGUCAGGAGACUAUAUCAUGUUUGACUCUUCUACAACCUUAUUGACUUUACAUAAACAUCACGUUUGCCUGUUUUACAAGCAAUGAACAUUUUAUUUGUAAAGAUAUUAACCUUUUCUAAUAAAUUUGUCAAUAAUUAAAAGUAUGAUUCACGAUAUAUGGAAUGUUAAGGUCGUUUACACUAUAUUGCAUUUUCACCAACCACUUAUUAAAUAUGCAAUUGUAUAUUUUAACAUUAAUGACUGUUCAUAUAUAAAAUCACAAUUUUUUGCAGGAUUGCAUAGAGUAAAUAUAACUUUACUUUCUGAAGCAAAAAAUAUAUCCUACGAACGAGGGAAGGAAAUUUAUAUAUAUGUGCAUUUACUAUUAAAAGUAAAUUGGGUUGAUGUAAUUAAAUAAAUCUCGGCAAAUAUUCAAAAACCGAAACUUUCUUAAAGUAUUGUACACGGUAACUUCCUUGCUUUUUCCCCAAGGCUAAGUAAUAGUUAUCACAAAAGAAUAUUCUAAUACCUAUUCUUUUACAACUUCUAAACUAUAUAAAGGGCCCUAAGGCCAUCGACAAUAUAACACAACAACAGCUUCUCUAUACGUUCUUUAAACCAUUUUUCCUAGAAAACUAAUGGCUUCUUUCAGCAGUGUGUCUGACCUCAAACCUUUCAAAACAAUGUGGAAGAUCAGGGUGAAGAUCAUUCGACUUUGGAAGCAGUACUCCGCUGCAGGAGGCUUGACAAUUGAGAUGGUUGUGGUCGACUCAAACGUUAGUUUCUUCAUUUUUAUUGCCCUGCUAUUAACCUUUAGUGAUCUUAUCUGUGCUUUAUUCUAAUUAUCCUUACUGCCAAUGUUUAUUUCAGGGCGUGAAGAUUCAUGCGUCUGUGAAGAAGGAUUUAGUUAAUCAAUUUGAUUCACAGCUGUCAGAAGGUAGUUCAAAGAUAUUCAUCAACUUCUCCGUGGGUCAGUCAUGUGGUUCAUACCGAACUACUAACCAUCAAUACAAGAUCUCUUUCCUUGAAACCACCCGUGUUAGAGAUUGCGAUUUUCCUAAUGAGGUUUCCGGGUUUGAUCCUGCAAACUACCGUGAUAUUCUUGAUGGGUCACUCAAUUCGGACUACUUGGUUGGUGAGUAGUUUUUAAAUAGAAUUGUAUUUUUGCCGUAAUAUCUUUGUUAUAAAACAUUAACUAUAUUUAUAAACUUCUUUAAUAUUUUCUACAGACGUCAUUGGGCAAAUUGUUGAAGUAUCCCCGAUUGACGUUGUCUCAGUCAAUGGGAAAGACACAAACAAGAUGGCCUUGGAACUACGAAAUUCAGCUGAUGAGCGUCUACAGACGGUUUUAUGGGGAAGUUUUGCAACGGAUGUGAUGGAAGCUAUCCAAAUGCGUAGGGAGCAAGCUAUUAUCUGUGUCAUCAGAUUUGGGAAGAUCAAAGUUUGGAAAGGCAAGUUUCGCUUUAUAUUAUUUAUUUGUAACUUAUAUUGUCAACGUCAGUUCUCUCAUAGGGCCUUUUACUAUAUACAACUGAAUACAUUGUUUACUUUAACAGAUGAGCGCAGCAUAUCCAAUGCGUACAAUGUCUCUGCUGUCGAACUUAAUCCACCCCUGGCUGAAGUAGAUUCUUUUCUUGCAUUGUUACCGAAGGACGAAUUGGCUUUAGCAAUAGUUGACCCAAAGCCAUUGUCUAUUGUCUCUGCUGUAUCUGAAAAGGAUGAUUUUUUUAAAAACACACCAAGGAAAACCUUAUCUCAGUUGUCUGAAACGAGACAGAUUGCGAAGUGUAUCGUGAUGUGCACCGUUGCCGCCAUUGAUUCUGAUAUGGGAUGGUAUUAUUUAAGUUGCAAAGUCUGUGCAAAGAAGGUUUUGCAUGUGCCUAACGACACUAUUGAUGAUGAGGAUGACGAAAAUUCCAUAAUGUUCAGUUACUAUUGUCCUAAAUGCAAAGUUUCCAAUCCCAAACUUCUACCAAGGUACAAGCUGCAUUUGAUUGUCGUGGACAGUUCUGGGAAAUCAAAGUUUCUCUUAUUUGAUAAUCUUGCUGUUGAGUUAAUUCAUCAGCCUUGCAUUUCAUUGGCUGGACCUAAUGCUGAUGAGCUUGAGGAACCGGCUGAAAUACCCCUUGCUCUUAAGAAUUUGGUUGGAAAGACUUAUUUGUUCAAGGUUGGUAUUGAAAGAGAAAACUUUGUCUACAACCAUGAUACUUACAAGGUCACAAAGAUUAUCACCAAUGAUGAGAUAAUAUGUGAGUUCGAUACAAAGGUCUACCCAAAGCUACCAAGUCUAACCUAUACAGGCGACAAUACGAUAAUCUCAGAUGCACCAGAGGGUUCCCUCAUGCUAUCUGCUGAGUCUUCUCAAGAAGUUGAACGAACUGAUCUUACUCCAGCAAAACGCCGAGGGACGUCUAUUGUUAACUUGGAAGAAGCAGAUGAUCAGAAUUCGGUUACAAGGAUUCCAUGUAGUACUAGAAUCAAGAAGGAAAAGAUUGAAAAAAGUGGCUAACGCGUUCCAGCAGGAUGACAUGUUUUUAGAGGCUUUGUCCCCGAUUAUUUACUCAUGUUUUUGA
Brassica rapa (field mustard) is the source of this 6559-nucleotide messenger RNA. RefSeq lists its product as uncharacterized. Lineage: Eukaryota; Viridiplantae; Streptophyta; Magnoliopsida; Brassicales; Brassicaceae. The record is from RefSeq and is a predicted model, not a curated record.